Amyelois transitella is the source of this 4028-nucleotide messenger RNA. RefSeq lists its product as uncharacterized. The transcript is spliced from 7 exons. The coding region runs from base 744 to 1439 and encodes 231 amino acids. Lineage: Eukaryota; Metazoa; Arthropoda; Insecta; Lepidoptera; Pyralidae. The record is from RefSeq and is a predicted model, not a curated record.
AUUAACUUUCUUGGUAGGUAAGUAUAUAUACUUAUAGUUUUUAGUAUCAUGAGCCCGUAGGCAGUGAAUUUCUGGAACUUGUGCAUUUCAUUAAUUUUAUAUAAUUGACUACGCAUUUUGAGACUGACUCCAGAAUAAAAUAGUGAUAAAAAAUGCGUAACAUAUAAAAACUUCGCAUCCUUCCCGGAUUGGUAGGUAGAGGAUAGGUAGCAAACAUUUUCCAGAGCGGCCAUAACUCUGAAACACAAAGCUUAGGAUUAGUUUAAUAUUAUAUAUAUAUUUACAUGCCACGUACAUAUUUGGCAUUUUAACUUUUAUAAAACUAUUAAAAUUAUUCCUAAAAAUCUGCAUACAUACGUAUUUGGGUCGGUAUAUAGGUAACUUGCAAACGUUCAAUUCAAACACUUCGAAUAGAAACGGAACGUUAUGUAACUGACACUUUUAUUGAUUUGACUAGCGUACAACGAAACGUAAUUCAUGUCAUCAACUUGUCAGUCGUUAUCAGUUUCCCAAGGAUUUCCAUUUAUCGUGAAAAAUAUCGAGAAAAUGUAGAGAAAACACGCAAUUUUCUUAUUUUUUCAAGAACUAGACAUACAGUUAUCGAAGAUAUAGUCGAAGUUUCGUUAUUGAAUUAAUUCCUGUGUGUAGUUAGAAAUUAAAGCGAAAGAAAAUAGUUCAAAUAUUCAUACUUUUGCAAUCGAAUUGAUUAGUACCUUGUUAAUUAAGCUGCAUAAAUAAACUUGAUGAUGGAAGGAAGCACUGAUUCUAUAUCUGUUUUAUCGCCUGCCUUGGGCGGUUCACCAGCGGUUCUGUUGACUCCUGGGCGCACUAGGAACAUAGCCCAGGACAUGGAGGCUCUGAGAUUAUCCAGACAAGAUAAUCCUUAUCUUCAGCAAGUAAUGGCGAGCAGGGAAAGUUUGAUUGAGAGCCAUCAUGAAGAGUGCGAGUCGGAUGACACAAUACUUAUGUCGCAGGAAUUCGGCAGCACAGCAUUAGAUUUCGUGGAAGAUGACCCUCUUACACUAAAGGAGGUUCACGAGCACAUGAUUAGGUCUCCACCGCCCAUCAGUGCUUGGCCUCAUGAGUCGCUGUCGUUCCGCGCUUCGAGUGCCUUCGACUUUGACAGUCCUGCAUUCGGCGCCUACUCGGCGGACUCGCAGGAGCUCGUGGACGGGCGCUCCCCGUCCCGCGCGCGCCCCCGCGCCGCCCCGCGCCCGCGCUCGUCGCGCUCGGCGUCCCCGCGCUCGCACGACGCCGCGCUCUAUGGGAGGCCGCUCUCUUUACCAGGUGAAACCCACCUCCGAAAUGCCUUAUGCAAGAAGCAGAGCUCUCAAAGUGAAAGGUUCUCUUUGCUCCAACACCCUAAACCUCUGAGGAGACCACACUCCAACCGCAGAGAUGACGAUAGUGUUCAACUUGUGCAAGACAACGACAAGUAAUCCUGCGCUGUGCACUGAAUUCUGUGCUGUGCAUCGGAUUCUGUGCAUUCGGGUGUGCUAACUAUGUGCGUAUCGAUUUUAUGAUGGCCAAUUGUGCACUGAUAUGUGCUAGAUAGAUGUGUGUUUUUUUUUGUUAUAGAUGGGAAUUUGUGCUGUGCACAUUUUUUUUUUUUGGUAUUGAUAUUGUCGGAUUGUGUCCAAAAUGUUGAAGUGAUUAGCUGUGCGAUAAAUUCUGUGCUGGCAAUUAUCUGGGCACAUUAUGUAAUUAUUGUGCCGAGUAACUACAUAUGAAUGAAGGCAUAAAUUUUUUGAAUCGUGAAAAAUUUUCAAAGUUGGCAUAGGUAUCAGUUGAGAUGUAAUUAUGAAUUAGGUAGGAGAUGAAAAAAAUAUAGAAGAAACAUUUAAAUUAAAGAUCAUUCCAAAGAAUUUUUAUAAGUUAUAUAAUUAAUAUAUUUUUUGUUAUAUACUUUAUCGAUAUUGAUAUUUUAAAAAUAAUUAACUUGCACAUUCCAAUCGGUCGAAUUGCACGUCAGAUGAUUAAUUUGUUUUAUUUUGUCAUAUUGUCCUUAUUUUUAUUAUUAUACAUUCCUAUGUAUAUUUCCAUUUUAUUUUGUUUUCAAAUGUACGAAAAUUGUUUGGAGAUGGUAAUUCAGAAGCUGAAUUGAAUUUUCGAACGAAGUGAUAACGUUUCAUAAAAACGUUUUCAUUAUAUGUGCGUGUUUAAGACGCGAAGUAUCACAAUUUAAUCUAUAAAAUAUUCCGUGUGUGUUAUCAAUAUAGAAUUAGUCAUGUUUGACCAAAUAUAAAAAAUAAAUCAUAAAAUGCUCACCGUAGUACCUAUUGUUGCAAUUACCAAAUAUAAUUAGUAAUCAAUAAACAAAGAAUUUAAUCUUGUUUUGUCCAACAUUUAUUGAGAUUUGCGUGAAAAUAAUUAUAGUUAAAAACUUAAGAAUUACAUAGUUUAGAUUGUUACCAAAUAGGCUUUAUUAGGCGCCUCAUAGGAGUUAGUGUUAAUGCUAUAUAAAUUAAAAGUAAGAAAAUAAUAUUUUGCUAGAGAAUGGCAGCUGGCAUUGCAAAUUAGUGGUAAGAUUUAAGGCUAAACCUAUAUAUAUAUAUUGUUGAUUUUGACCUCUUUAAAAUUUAAUCAUGAGGUAAGGAAUUGACAUUACUACACGAAUGAUUAAAAAAUGUGUCUUUAGAUUAACCCAGAUUUUUACCUGUGUCACAUAAUUUACUGUGACACAGGUAGCGGUGUCAGUAUACAAAAAAAAAAAAAUAACGAUACUUAAGAAAUCAUCCUAAAAAAUUUAAAUUAUUUGUCUUAAUAUUGUCGAGUGGCGAAACAAUGUACUAGACUAUAUCUAUAUGCCUCGUUUAUGUUUAAUUGAUAGACCUAGAGUUUUACCUGUCGAAUUUUUUUUAUUAUUCUUAUUUGUCUAGAUAUCGUCGAGUGAUGAAACAAUGUACUAUAGACUCUCUUACACCAAGGUUCUUUCAACCGGCUUAAACUUACGAAAUUCGACUGCAGUUUCCAGAAAUGUAACGGCAUAUUGCUAGUCAUAAAUUCACAUCAUUUACAUGCCUAGCCAAUACUAGACAUCAAAAUAAAUUUCAAAUCAUAUCAUAAUAAAUUUAUUUUGUACCGUGUUGUUACCCACCUUUCACCGAUAAAGCCGUAGAAAUCGGUUUUUUUUAAUUAAUAAAUCUUUUACUUUUAAAAUUAGCAAAACAUCUUAUACAAUAAGCCUAUUUUUAUUGUGAGUAGCGAAAUAUUUAAACAAUGCCAUGAAGUACUUAGAAUUUUGAUUUUGAUGUUUCAAAUAUAAUAUUUACUUAAUUAAUGUUAGUGGCGAAAGUUGAAAACCCCAUAAUUAUGUAAAUUUGUAAAAAGUUUGAUUCACCGCGAUUAUGUAAGUUUGAUUAAGAUUAUUAAUAAUUUUUCACAUAAAAUUUUCAUCAAGUCAGUAAAUGGAUUUUAGGAGAGCUGCGAACAUUCUAUAGAUUUUAUUAAAGCUUAGAGCUAAAUAGAUAAAUGAUAGUAUUUCAAAUAAUAAAAAAUAUAGAAAGUGCGGGCAUAAUUUCAAUCAAUUUCCUUAUUGAUGGCAAUUUCUAAUGGUUUGAAGAGCUAUAAUGUUUUUAUAUUUAAAAAAGUGUAUUUAUUUCUUGUAUAUUUAAGUCUUGUGUAUUUACACUUAUACCAAAUAUGCUUAGGAAAAUGCAGGUACUUGUUUAUAUGCUAUAUUAAAUUUUUUUAAGUGUUGGUCCUUCUUAGGGGAAUUUAAUUUAUUCUAUACUUAUCGAAUUUGAUAUGCAAAUUUAUUUUUACUUUGUUAAAGGUAUAAAAACUAGCUUUAUUACAUGUGUGCUUAAGGUUUAUUCUACGUGAGAAUAUAUCGUUUUUUUACAAGUAUAUAUUGUGAAAAGAUUUCUGUUCUAGAGUCUAGCCAAAGAAAAGUCAAUAUUUAAACAAGGACUUUUUUAUUUUCGUAGAAACACUUGAAUAACGAGUGAAAGAAAUGUUUUAUUUUGUACCCUGCUCGAUAAAAUUGUUAAAAAAAAACCUAUAUUAAAUGCAAAACUAAAAUUAUU